UAUAAAAGGGGCGGUCUACGGCGCAACGCGCGUCAGUCGUCACGACGUAGUGUUGUAGUACGUGGUGAUAUCGUAAACGCGAAACAAAAGCGGACCUAAUCGAGCACGGAAGCGGCGUGAUAAGAAAAGCGAGAGCGGUCGAGUGCGGGUAACGGGGGGACGCGACGCGCGUCUCCGAGAUCGUGAUCUCGCAUUUAAUCACCACGGCGUCGGUGGUGCCUUUGUCCGCGGCUCGACUCGGCGGCAUGAAAUAACGACGGACCGGAAAGAACCAUCGAGGCGGCAGACAGCGACGACGUCCUGAUUCGAAGCGUCCGUGCUCAGUCCUCAGUGUAGGCUAGUCGGUCGCUCGGCGGUCGUUGUCUUAACGUCGAACCAUCUACGACGAAAUUCCAUCCAUCCGAUAGACGAACGGUGUGGAGCCAAGGUGGAAAACUAUUCUGGAGACGACGAGGGUUUGAAAAGAAAAACAAAAUAACACGACUCUGCCGAAUGCUCUUCCAUUUGUCAUUGCGGACCUGUAAUCUCAAUUUCAUCAAUCAACGUUGCGACGAUAACGUCAUCUUCCUCGAGGCGAGAAGUGUUGUUUCGGCAAACGAGGUUAUCUCCCGGUAGGCACCUGGAGAUUCGGUCUUCGAUUCGUCAUCGAUUUGAGGUCGUCCACGUGCGCGAUUUCAUCACGAGAGGUUAUUCCCGUCCGGGUUAGGCGUUGACACGUUUAUUAUUAUCGACGACCCGUUUCCUGGCACGAGCUAUUCCGAGGAACGUCAAGGAUCUUGACGGAGCAUACGACAACAAAUAUGGCCGCCGUGGCGUCGUACGCGUGCACUCACAACUGCACGGACGCGGAAUACCCGCCGUCCUGCGACAUCCUCGGAGGCACCGACGAAUGGCUGCCUUGGUAUGAGAUCGUGGAGUAUCUCUCGUACAAUCCGUGGAUAUUCUCCCUUCUGGGAAGCACCAUGGUCGGCCUCACGGGUAUCUUCCCCCUAUGGCUCAUCCCCAUCCAGGACGGUGUGGAUUUGAAAACUGGCGAAAAUGGUGGCACUUUGAAGAUUCUUUUGAGUUUUGCUGUGGGCGCAUUGUUAGGCGAUGUUUUCCUACAUCUUCUGCCGGAAGCAUUCGAAAGUGAAUUUCAAACGAGAGCUAAAGAUAAUCACGCAUCUACACCUGCAGGCUUGUGGGUAUUGUCCGCCUUUCUGUUCUUCGUAAUCGUUGAAAAACUCAUCGUCACUAUAAACGAGGAAGCCCCGAUCAUUGUAGAGCAGCAGACUGAUGAAACUCUGAUCAAGGAUAUAAAUAAAGAAAAAGAAAUGGAUAAUAAUAAUUGUAUCAUGAUGACGAGCACUGAGAAAAAUAGUUUAUUAAAAAAAUGCUUGAAAAGUACAACCGAGGUACAAUUCCUGGAGAAACAAUCCAGUAAGAUGGAGUUUGCUCAAAUGCUGAACGGUAUCAAAGAUCUACGAAAGAAUGGUUUUAAAGAUGCUGACAUUAUGAAAUCUGCAUUAGCAAGCGAAUGUCCUAAUGACGGUCCACUGGUUGACGAGGCGAAGAAUUGCUUGAAGAAACUCGCGAAGACUAAUGGCUUUACAUCAACGAUUUCACGUGUUGACUCUCCAUGCGUACGCUCACCAAGCAAUAUUGUUAAUCGUUUAAUCGCAUGGGCAAAGAAAUUUACCUUCGACUUUUUUCGUAAAUUUUUCGAUCCCAAAGCCUUUCCCGGAUAUCUAAAUCUUUUGAUGAACUUCCUCGACAAUUUUACUCACGGUUUAUCUGUGGGUGGAUCGUUCCUAAUUUCCUUCCGUGUAGGUGUCCUCAGUACGUUCACUAUUUUGGUACAUGAAAUACCUCAUGAGGUUGGCGAUUUUGCUAUUCUAUUACGAAGUGGAUUUAGCAAAUGGGAUGCUGCGCGGGCGCAGUUAAUUACGGCUGGCGGUGGGAUCGUUGGUGCUUUGGCAGCCGUCUCCUUUUCUGGUAGUUUAGAGGAAAGAACCAAUUGGAUAUUACCAUUGACCGCAGGAGGAUUCAUACAUAUUGGUUUAGUAACCAUCCUGCCCGAUUUGUUAAAAGAAACGAAUACAAAAGAGUCUUUAAAACAAUUUGGCGCUUUACUUUUGGGAGUUAUUAUCAUGGCUGCACUGAUCUUUAUUUAGAUCAAAUAUAUUUCAUUAAAGAAUUACAGCGAAUUCAAUUACCGCAGUGCAUAUUAAAGCCGUUAUACACUAAUCUAAUUUGAGUCUAAUGAAGCUUUCGCGAUUUAACUCGUUUCUACAUUUAUAUUAAAUAUACAUCUUUAUGUUAAUUUGUUUAUUACGACGACUUUAUAUGCAUUAGUGCGCACAAUCGAAUUCGCUAUUAGUUAUGCAGAGAAAUUCUAUUAUGUUGAUGUAAAUUUCAGUUAUGUCAUGCUAUCGCUGAGUUGAUAGAAAAAUGACACAUCUCAAAAUUAGCAACUUUUCACACAGUAGAAUAUUUUUACAGUUCUGAAUUGGAAUAACACUUUAAUUAGAAUAGUGAAUAUGCAGUUUCUAUAACUUCGCUUUCUUUCCAUAUUAUACUUUCAAUUAUAAUAUGAUCUUUAAAAUUAUAUCAUGAGUUUUCAAAAUUUGAAGCUUGUACUGUACUGAAACUUUGUUUGAUUGUACUAUAACCCUAGUACAAUCCCCUGUAAUAUAUAUAUUUUAUCCCGCUAUAUAACACUUUUCAUAUAAACAAGUGAACUACAAAUGUGUCAUAUUUUUCACAAAAAUAUAUUGGUUUUCAGGGUCACUUUUCUCUCAUCUAAAAAAUUCUAAUUUUUUACUUUUGUAUCACUUUUCUAUCAUCACAACGACAUGUAUCAAUACAAUAUUCUGAAGUUGCCAUAAAGUUAUAUAACACUUUUUCUCUCUAUAUUAUUUAAUGAAAGAAGGCAUGUGCACGUACUGGGAAUGCCUUAACAUAUGAAGUUGCACGCUUAUCAGAGAACGUAUGAGAAGAAGUGAGAAGACAUGAAAAAACAUGAAAAGGCACGUUAAGACAUUCCUGUCCCCAUCUGUACACACAGUGCAGUGUGUGCAAAUAUCUUAACGCUUUUAACAUGCCUUUUUAUGUCUUCUCAUUUUUUCUCAUGCCUUCUUCUCCGAUACUCUCGCGCAACUUCGCGUGUCAAGGCAUUUGUGACGCCAUAUGUACAAGAGUGCUUAUGUCUUAUUUUGAUCAUCAUGAUUAUUUUGAAUUUUGAGUACAUAAAAAUAAUUUUUAUUUAAAUCAUACAUAAGAGUCUAUUGUCGCUGUUCCUCCUUCCUUGAUAAUCCGAUUUCCAUUUCAAAUUAAGCAACAAGAGCUAACAAAUUUUGUAGUAAGAAUAUUUUUCAAUACUGAUGAAAUAUUAGUCUGAGAUUUUUGCAUUAUUUCAGUGAAUACUAUAGAGAAAGAAAGGGAAGGAAAGGGGUGAAUAAGUGAGUAAAUGGGUGAGAGAGAGAGAGAGAGAGAGAGAGAGAGAGAGAACGAGAGAGAAAGAGAAAAA
This is a messenger RNA of Mycetomoellerius zeteki, 3508 nucleotides long. RefSeq names its product Zinc transporter Zip99C (gene Zip99C). Gene Ontology annotation, biological process: zinc ion transmembrane transport; intracellular zinc ion homeostasis. The record is from RefSeq and is a predicted model, not a curated record. Gene Ontology annotation, cellular component: membrane. The transcript is spliced from 5 exons. Gene Ontology annotation, molecular function: zinc ion transmembrane transporter activity. NCBI's taxonomy places the organism in Eukaryota, Metazoa, Arthropoda, Insecta, Hymenoptera, Formicidae. The coding region runs from base 801 to 2153 and encodes 450 amino acids.